Molecule: messenger RNA, 1942 nt
Organism: Chaetomium fimeti
Lineage: Eukaryota; Fungi; Ascomycota; Sordariomycetes; Sordariales; Chaetomiaceae
Exons: 1
Coding region: 120-1877 (585 amino acids)
Source: RefSeq, a predicted model, not a curated record
GUCGGCAAACGCAACACCCAGCCUUGGCCCCCAACAAAGCGGUCGACAACGCAACAUCCAACCCCAAUCUCCAACAAAGCGGUCGACAAACACAUGAUCAAACCCACCGGGGGUUCACCAUGUCCGGCAUUGAGGCCAUUGGCAUCGCUCUCGGAUCAGUGUCCGUGCUCAUCUCCUUGCUUCAAAGCUAUGGCAAAGGAGCUUCGGUGUUCAGAGUGUGGCGGAAUUACCGCCCGGCGAUAUGGGAGCUCACCUUGGGCCUACAAGUCGAGGAGUCCAAGCUUCGCAAUGUAUGCCAUACGCUGCUGGUUGGGCGCGUUCCGCAUUCCGAUCUCGCGGACAUGAUGCGUGAUCCAGGCGGAGAUCUUUGGAAGCAGGAAUCUCUCAGACAAAACAUGCGGGCCUUACUCGGGACGUCCGAGUUAGACAACUUGAAGGUCUUCGAGUACAUCCUCGAGCUCAACUCGAAUGCGAUUGCCGAGAUCCGGUCGGCAAUAGACGCCCAAAAUAACGGCGAGGCCUCAAAACUCACCCGUGCCAGAUUCACCCUGAACAACGCGCGCUUGCUGGAGCUUCUCUCUGUCGUCCGAGCCGCCGUAGCCGACCUAGACACUCUCGCAAGGCAGAGCAAAGAACGCGAGCCGGAGCACAGGGCGCGCUCUCAAACAAUACUCUUCUCAGAGUUGCGGGACAUAUCGAGCAGCUUCUAUCGCGCCCUGCGGGGAAAUUUCCGCUGUUCUUGCUCACACAAGAUCGGGUUGGAGUUGCAGAGCCACUCGGCCGACAUCAUCCCUACGGACGACAGCGACAAGAUCAUGAAGGAUCUUUCGUUCCAGGUAGCCAUCUCGUCUAGAUCGACAAGACACGGCGACCAGGCGAACCCCACGGCGGUGCUAAACUGGCAAGGCAUUAUCGUCAAAGCAUGGACACCUCCCACAACCCCGACCAAGGGACCCACUGUGGCCCCGGUAAAGACCGACACGAAGAAGGGCAUCUUUCCUCUCCGCCUUUCCCGAUCCACAACCCCAACAACGUCCACCGCUGUGGGCACCAAUAUCACCUCCACGAAUCUGCUCCCCGCCGACCCGCCCCCGGACACUGCCAGAAGCGCCGCCUACUCCAACUGCCACGGUAAGUUGGACCUGUGCAAGAAACUUUCCGAGACCCAGAAACAAGCAACAUCCGACAUCUACGGAAUCCUCGUCGAUUACCACCCGCAACCCUCCAGGACUAUGAGAUACUCCAUCAGCCCCGCCCCGUGCAUCGAGGAGUCACGGGCCUGGUCCGUCGUCUCCCUCCGCGACAUUCUCGAACAAACGAACCGCGUCCCGCCGCUAUACCUCCGCGACCGCGUCCGCCUAGCCGUCACUAUCUCCUCGAGCGUCCUCCAACUACACGGCACGCCUUGGCUCCCGCACAUCCUGACCAGCCGCCACAUCUUCUUCCUUCAAACGAACGACGCUCUAACAGGAACCACGUAUUGCCGCCCCGUGCUGCUCCGACACUUCCCCGGCGGCGAAGCACAACCACCUGAAGCGGGACCGACGAUUGACGGGGGGUACAGGUACAACCCGACGCUGCUGUCGCUAGGGUGCCUGCUGAUCGAGGUGCUCCUGGGACAGCCGCUCCACUCGCCCCAGGCUAGUACUGCUUCGCGACCGGACACCGGCGUAAAUCUGCUGUCGGACCGUGAUGCGGCGGAGGGCCUGCUGCCCGAGGUGAAGCGGAUGAGCGAGAGCUGUUAUACGGCGGUGGUGAACUGUAUUGAUAUUGAGGGAGAACUGCAUCGGAGUUGGUGCGGGUUGGAAGAUUGGGACCUGUGCCACGAGGUGUACUCGCGGGUUGUUGUGUUGUUAGAGGAGGAAGCAAAGAGGUGAGUGAGUUAGUGUGGGAAGGGGGUCGAUUUCCUGGAAAAGCAUGAGUUGAAGGCUGUGUCUUGGUG